AUGGACCAGCCUCCAGAAGAGAAUCCAGCUGAAUCCUGGAAACGAGAAAACACAACCACACCCUCAACUGCUGGCCAAACUAACAACAGAGAAAACAACCAGAAGAAGAACCAAGCUGAAGGGGAGGAGGCUAAUGACCAAACCCACGCUGAUCCCGUUAACCAAAGCUCAUAUAAACAGACUUAUGGCACAGCACCCAACCAAACUGGACAGAUUGACCAAUCUGGUCAGGUUAACCAGGGAACUUAUGAACAGGCUGUACAAAAAUGGUCGAAACAAAGUGAAUGGAGCAAUUCUCAGCAGGCUGAACAGAAAUUUUCUGGUCAGAUAGAUAAAAGAACUUCCCAGACCACUGACAGCAAAGUAUCUCAUCAGUCUGACAGAAGACCUUCAGAAAAGGGUAGUGAUAAGUUUUUCACACUUGAUGGAAGAACUUCUGAGCAGAUUGACUACAGAUUUCCUGCUGGUCAAGGAACGUCCGGCCUCGCUCAGCAAAUGGACCAAGUUAACUACAGAAUGCAAGAGUCUACUGAAGACAGUGAAUUCACUAGAGAGCAGUAUAAUAGGCAAUUUAUGUUGAACAUGCAGCAAGAGGGACAAAAUGAGGGCAUCUUCGGAGAGGUUGGCCAAAAAGACUACUACCCACCCUACAAUGAAGCAUUUAACCAAUAUCAGGAUCAGAUCUUUUCUGAGCUGGUGAGUGAUGAUAUAUACGGCUUCAAAGUAGAAUCCUGCACGUUUGAGAAGACCUCAAGUGAUAUGCAAGACCAGCUCUCAGGUACUUCAGAGGCUGAAAUGGAAGGUACCUCAGCUAUGCCCAGUUAUAGAAUGAUGGAUACCCGGUUCACCAAUGCCUUCCCAACACGAGUCCAAGGAUUUAGCCAGAAAUUGCCCUCCAUCUCAACCGGAGUAGCCUAUCCCAGCAGUCAAGAAAAACCUCAAACUAUGCAAAGUAAUCUUUCAGGACCGUAUAGUGGAAGAAAAACCCAAGGUUUCAAGAAGAGGUUCCCUCCUAUCAUUUACGAAGAUCCUUACCACGUUUCCCUCCAAUACAUGGAGAGACAUGGCAUCCUGCAAAUAUUCCAGCAGAUCACUGAAAACUUAGUCUAUGAAAAGCCAGAUGAUCCACUGAAUUUUAUGCUGUACCAGAAAUUACUUCCCACAAAGGAACAGUGA
Molecule: messenger RNA, 1176 nt
Organism: Dipodomys spectabilis (banner-tailed kangaroo rat)
Lineage: Eukaryota; Metazoa; Chordata; Mammalia; Rodentia; Heteromyidae
Gene: Tex55
Product: testis expressed 55
Exons: 4
Coding region: 1-1176 (391 amino acids)
Cellular component (GO): nucleus
Source: RefSeq, a predicted model, not a curated record